CGAUCAGAUCAAUUUACAGAUUUUUCCUCGCUAUGACUUUGAUAGACAGUGUCGUGCUCGAUGAGUGCGGAAAUAACUAUACCGUCCUUGGCUACCGGUAUUGAGCCCGUUACUCGCGACAAUCAAGGUCUCCUCGAGCAAAUGGACAUGCACGAUUCGCGGACACAGCAGCAGCCCGUGCAAGCAGUGGCAUCCCAACCAAGCCUCCAUCAAAGACAUGAUAGCGCGGUCUCUCGAAACAUUCCCCAGGAGAGUCGGAUCCUCCACCGAAAUCACCCCAACGAACCCACAGCAUCUGGUGUUCUACCAGAUCCACAGUCACAACAUCCUCAUGGCGGUUCCAUGGCCCAGAGACAUGAUCAAUCCACCAGGAGACCAGACACUGCUUCAUCUCGGACUUUCCAUUCUCUCUCGACCAAAGAAGCUCAUAUUGCCCACUCUGCGGCCAAACAUGUCGAGAUUGCGUUUGUGACCAGAUUGGACGCCAAGUUCGAACAUUCUCACGAGUCGUCCCUUAAAAUGAUAUCUCAGCUGCACAAUGUCGACAUCAAAGUCAACAAGAUGCAGACGAAAGUCAACAGUGUGGAUGUAAAGGUUGACAACGCGACUUUGGACCUCCAAAGUAUGAACUCGAAACUGGAUAGUCUUGUGAAUGUUCUUACAGGACUGCCGUCAUUGAUGACCACAAUGCUUGCCAAUUUGCCCAAAAGCGAUAGCUCUUCAUGUUCUUGCAACAAUCGCCGUUCGGAUCCACUGGCCAGGACGGAAACACCGUCGAACAGCUCGAGGCAAGAGCUUGUCCGUCAGCCUGAGCGACAGCUUGUCUUGAGCGAUGACGAACAGGUUUCUGCUCAAAGUGCUUCUGAAGGCACAUUCAGACAACGCCUCGACUUUAUCGCUAAGAAAAUGGCCAAUUCGGACAUGACACACAGUGCUCUUCUCAGCAUGCUCGCUGAAGAGCUCAGAUCCAUCAAAGGAGAGCUUGCGAAGCAGGAUCUCAAGCAGUUUCGUAAAGAAAUAAGACAGGAUCUCGACGGGUUCCGCGAUGAAGUCGAGGAUAACCUCAAGGAAAUCCGUGCAAAGAUGGUGGAGAAUCAGCACACCAAUCAAAAUCUUCAGGGGGGAAUUAUGCAGGGGCUCGAUGCGUUACGCAGAGAAGCGAAGAAACACCUUGAAGUGACUCAAGGACUAAAGCAGGAUCUUGAAACUGUCGGCAAGGGGUUAAAACAAGAUCUCAAGAUCUUCCGGACAGAGAUGCAGAAGGAAAUCAAGACCUCCAGGACAGCAAUAAAACAGGACGUCGGCAAUGCCUUUGGGCAAGUGAAGCAAGAUCUUGAAUCUUUCCGCCAAGGGAUGGAAGAGAAGCUCGAAUGGUCCCAAGAAGACUUGAACGAACUUGCAAAAUCUCAAAAAGGGAUCAGGCAAGGUCUAGAGCUUUUUCGUGGAGAGGCGAAGCAGCACCUCGAUGCAUCACAGAAAGUUAUGAGGCAGGACCUCAAAUCUGUUGGAGUAACACUGAAGCAAGAUGCCCAGACGCUCAAUGGAAAACUGGAGCAGGACCUUCAGGCGUUCCGAAGAGCGUACGACCAAAAUAUAUCUGACACUGAUUGUCGGCUUGAUCGAUGCUUGGUGAACCAAGUUAAUACGGACAGUGCGCUUAGACGUUCAGAAGAAUGGUUCAAGAAGCAAAUCUCCAGUAGCGGCGAAGUUCUGAAGAGCUUGGAAGAAACCGUAAUCACAAGGUUGCUCCCGAAGGAUGAAAAGGUUCGGGAUGCGGAGGAAACCUCACCUGCGUUCUGCUUUUCGAAGCUUGUCAGAGUCGACCAGAAACCACAGACUCCCAUCUCUGGAUCCCAUCUCAAAGCUGGAAACGAAUUGGCCGCCCUCGAACAAGUCCAGAGCACACAGAUCUUUGAUCUGGACGGACAAUCCAAAGGAGACACUGUGAAAUCUCGUUCUCUCACUGCUGGUACGAUUCAGACGUACAUGGAGAUGUUACCUCUGGUCUUCUCUGAUAUGCGUGAUAUGAAGAAAGAUGUCUCUGGACUGACGCGCCAUAUCAGUCACAUAAGACAGGUGCAGGAGAAUCCUGCAUCGCGUCAGGGGGCUCGAGCACGAUGCUCAACUGUACCAGUACAUCAGGCUCCCAACAUGGAGCUUAGCUGCACGCCCCUCAGUCCAGAGUCAAUUUAUACCAUGGAGAUGCUCCCUGAACCACCUCGGAAAGACGAGGGGAACGGUUCCUGGCCGGCAGCAACUCAUGAGCUACUUUAUGCCAACGGAACCGUAGGGAAUAAAGACGAAAACCAAUCGAUACACCCAGACCUAAGGCUUGUAGGUGCAUACAGUAAGGGGACGGGUCUAGAAGCGACGAAUGUCGAAGACGCAGAACACGUAAAUACGACUGAGACGAUGGUGUGCGCAAAGACAUACGAAGGCGCUUUUGGUGAAGUGCGUUCGCCUUUGGGAGGAGAGAAGACAAGAACUAAGCAAAAGAUUACGACCUCCUGCAAAACACCGGACCCAGGAUUCAAGUACAAACUCAGAGAUGCUAAUCAAGCACCACAGCAGUUGCUAUCGAAGAAGAAGAAGCGACAGUCUGGAUCCAAGAAUGUUUUGAUGUCCAAGCAGAGACUCUCGAUCUCCAGGACACCGGCUACAGCCAAUAGUGAUGUUGAUUACGCACGUGGCCAAAAGGUCCAGAAGCGAAAGCGUGAGGAGCCAGAAGUUGCAUGUUCUCGAGCAGAGCUAAUGCAGCAACGAGAGCAUACGUGGCGCAAAAAACAGAAGAAGUUGUAAAUAAUCUCGUCCUCAUGCAAGCUGGUUCGUAACGUUUGUGCAUGUCUAUAGCCGAUAAUAGUACCGUACCAGUGUUCCAGUAAACGUCUUGAAUACAAACAAAUCGUCUGGGUCGUCCUUGUACACGGCAAGAGACCGAGACCGUGGGCGGCUAUUGAGACAUUGACAAUGCGGCAGAAGCCUGUUUUUUGGCGAGACGUGUGUACAAUGACACCUAAGGAUCCAAGAACCAGGGGUCUAAACAGGAAUUACUUGUGCU
This is a messenger RNA of Aureobasidium pullulans EXF-150, 3058 nucleotides long. RefSeq lists its product as uncharacterized. NCBI's taxonomy places the organism in Eukaryota, Fungi, Ascomycota, Dothideomycetes, Dothideales, Saccotheciaceae. The transcript has a single exon. The coding region runs from base 61 to 2799 and encodes 912 amino acids. The record is from RefSeq and is a predicted model, not a curated record.